This is a messenger RNA of Leishmania braziliensis MHOM/BR/75/M2904, 1050 nucleotides long. RefSeq lists its product as hypothetical. The transcript has a single exon. Bases 1 to 1050 code for a protein of 349 amino acids. The record is from RefSeq and is a predicted model, not a curated record. Lineage: Eukaryota; Euglenozoa; Kinetoplastea; Trypanosomatida; Trypanosomatidae.
AUGACAAUUGAGCGACAGGUGGCCGGUCUCAAGAGUCGCGAACGGCUGCGACGAGAUCAAGAGAGGCAGCUGCGGCAACUCCCGUUUCUCUACCACCGCGUCAAUGAUCUUCAGGACACGUGCGAGCGGCUGGAACAGGAGCUCGCGAGCGCGCAUCAGCGAGUGGCCGCGUUUCAGCAGGAAGCGCUUGCGCUGCGCAGCCUCAUCAAGUUCACUGAGCGUCCUGAGCUGGCUUCUGCCGCAGAGGGAGAUGCGGCCAAGUGUGUGUUGAAAGAAGAAGUGAGAGAGCUUCGGCGCUGCGUGCAGAGGCUGGAACGCGAGAAAGAACUGUCACUGCGUCAGUCUGAGGAGGCGUGCAAAGCAGCAGAGUUUUACAAGCAGCUCUGCGACCAGCUUUACAAUGAGUCUCUGCACGCCGCGGAGGCGAGCACAGAGGAUGGCGCUACAUUGGGCUUCGAAUCCGUAACGACACGACUGCCGAGAAGACACCUCGACGGGAUCACACCAGCCGCCUCAACUGCCCCGUCGAUGGCGAUUUCUAUUGAAGCACAGAUGAAGCAGCUGCACGGCGCUCUGGAAUUUGAACGUGCACGGUCAUCAGCGCUUGAGGAAACGGUGAGUUUACUUCAAGCUGCUAUUACGAAGGGCGCUGUCACCGAUAUGAAGUGCUCUAUUCCUGAACGGAACAGCUCAGCAGGAGUGGAAGUGUGUUACAGAGAGGAUCACACUAGUGGCAGCCAAGCCGGUCUGCAUCACGCUUUUGCAGAUGACACCCGCAGGAGUGCGACCCGGCUAAAGCGACUUGUAGCCGUGCUGCGUAGCGAGAAUUGUCUUUUGACGCAACGGGUGGCGGAGGUGGUCGCGCGCAACAUGCAUUGUAUCAAGGACAUUGCCGCCCUAAAGCUCGCUAACAAGCACCUUGAGCUUUGCCAUCGACAAGAGAGCUCGCGUCCUGGUCUGGGUUCGUUAUUGCAUCUCGAAGGUGCACAUGCGCUCUCCACUUCACUCCACUCCCCUCCUCACACGCCAUUUACCUACCGUGAGCCCUGA